Messenger RNA from Dentiscutata heterogama, 312 nucleotides. NCBI's taxonomy places the organism in Eukaryota, Fungi, Glomeromycota, Glomeromycetes, Diversisporales, Gigasporaceae. The record is from the annotation of a GenBank genome assembly.
AUGCCGAAGCUACUCGUAUCUGCUCCAGUCAAUUGGCAGCGGGUGCUUCCCUUGGUAUACAUUUACCGUGGAGACGCCGUACUUCAUGUCUGCUCCAGUCAAUUGGCGGUGAAUCAAUUGGCGGCGACAGUUGAUCAACUGACUACGCUGAAGUUACUCGUGUCUGCUCCAGUCAAUUGGCGGCGAGUGCUUCCCUGGUGUACUGUACAUUUACCCUGGAGACGCCAUACUUCAUGUCUGCUCCAGUCAAUUGGCGGUGAAGUUAUGAGUCAGUUGGUUUUCAAGUUAUCUCUUGGUAGUCACCAGCCUCAA